Messenger RNA from Serpula lacrymans var. lacrymans S7.9, 941 nucleotides. RefSeq lists its product as uncharacterized. The record is from RefSeq and is a predicted model, not a curated record. Lineage: Eukaryota; Fungi; Basidiomycota; Agaricomycetes; Boletales; Serpulaceae. Bases 87 to 782 code for a protein of 231 amino acids. The transcript has 12 exons.
AUAUUUCAUCUUCUCGCUUUUUCUGUCUAUGCUCAAACCUGGCGAAUGUUAGGUGCAGCAGCUUUUCGACUGCCGACUUUAUUACUAUGAUGUUAAGCCAGGUUUUUGGUGGAGUCCUGAUGAUGAUGAGAGUUUAUGCGUUAUACAACCGAAGCCGCUGGUUGAUUUAUGUGCUUGUGGUGAUGGGGAUAGCACUUGUCGCAGGAGGUUGUGUGGCUAUCAUUCCAGUAGCUCCUGCGGUUCCUGUUAACCUCCCUUCGAUUUAUAUACCAUCAACAGGGUGUGGGGAUCCUAUUUCAUCAGAGCAGGGUGUGCGUCUAGCGGGAUCAUGGGGCAGCUUGCUGGCGUUUGAUACCUUCAUAUUCUCGCUGACAAUCUGGAAGACCUGGCGUAUCGGGUCUGUCAGUGGACGAAAUUUGAUUAACAUUCUGAUGCGAGAUGGAGCUAUGUAUUUUGCGGUUAUGAUCAUGAUCAACAUUGUCAGCAUCUUGGCGUAUUUGCUUCCUCCACUAGGACUCAAAGGGAUCAUCACGACGACCGCAAACGCAUUAUCAGGGACAAUGGUCUCCCGAAUGAUGCUCAAUAUCCGCGAUCCUCAUUUAACUGGCUACACAAUUUCGAGUUUGAGGACUGGUGACUUACCACAAGUUACCACAAAUUACGCCCUCGAACCCAUGACUGUGUCAUCAACGUCAUCUGUCAGAGUGGUCACAGAUGAUGUUAUAGAAGACAUAGGCGCCAGCGAUAACAUUAUAGAAAUCCCUCGCGAACGUCGACAAUAAAAUUUGUUCUUUUAUGAGUUACGGUAUUGACGUGUACACUAAAAUCUAUAGACUCGCCACAUUCAUCGAUUGCUCAUGUCUCCACAAAUGUAUUUUCACUUAUACUACACCCAUAAACACCAAACCCCGAAAGGAAAUUAUUGAAAUUGAAGUGUCAGC